This is a messenger RNA of Neurospora tetrasperma FGSC 2508, 1161 nucleotides long. RefSeq lists its product as uncharacterized. The record is from RefSeq and is a predicted model, not a curated record. The transcript is spliced from 2 exons. Bases 1 to 768 code for a protein of 255 amino acids. Lineage: Eukaryota; Fungi; Ascomycota; Sordariomycetes; Sordariales; Sordariaceae.
AUGGGGCCGGCUAGCGUAAUUAUCCUCUGCAUCUUCCUCGCAGUGGUGGCUGCCGCCAUCUUCUAUGUCCUGAUCUCGCGCGCCCAAGCAACACGUCUCGGGCUUCCACCACCACCCCUCACCUCGUACAUCCCUUUCUGGCCCGAGCCCUCAAACUCCCUUCCCUAUGCCAACAACACCUCUUCUUCUUCCGGCGGUAUUAAGGGCUGGUUCGGAAAGUUCAAGAAGAACAACAAUCGCACUGCAGCUGGUGCCUACGAGCCUUCCGGUGCUAACGCUAACGCCGCGCGGAGCCGCGGCUUCGGACCCCUCGAUCCGGAUGAGGCAUGGGAUGCGCGCGUUGGACAAGAGGCAGAUGGCUAUGGACCCGCAUACUAUGAGGAGACAGAAAUGCAGCCCUCUCGGCACAACAACCUCGGCGAUGAUACGAGCUACGGAGGAAGCAGCUACCAGUUGAACCUGGCGAUCACCCCCGGCAAUAAUCAGCCUGGCACUGGCACUGGCACUAGCAACCCGUUCGCAGAUCCCGAGGAAGAGAGAGGUAGAAGGAGAAGCCGUUCUCCUGGCCCGGCUGCGAACAAGGGCUUGAGUGCGUCCGCUCCCCAAAACCCAUUCGACGAUGCUGCCGCGGAUCACACCAACGUUAGCAUGAGAGGCGUCAGCCCCCGUCCGAUCGAGGGCACGGGAGCCUCAAAGCCGAGUGGUCACAACAAUGGCGAGCCUGAGACCCCAGUGGAGAGGAGGUCUAUCUUCAGAGAGGAUGUAUGAAGAGAUGACCGAACGAAUGAUUAACACUGUGGGCAGCACAACGAAAGGGAUAAGAAAAACAAUUCUCGGCUUUUUGAUCACCACGAAAAGCACGAGGUAUGGUCUACUGGGGGGGUUAUAGGCGCGGCUACAUGAUUCUCGCAUGGACGUGUCUUUACGAGGAAGAGGUGUCCGUGUAACUAUUAACGGAAAUCACUUAUGUUUUUACGUAAAGAUGCGGCAUGGGCAGCAUUUGGAUUUGGGUGGUUCGUCAUUUCUGGGAAAGGCGGCUAGUUGGGAGUUGGGGCACGGCUCUUUUUCUAUCAGUGUUCGAUUACUGCCGCAAGAGUUACUUGAAAAUGAGAAAGGCCAUACGAGAAGCAACCCACCAAUCGUCAGUAUCAUUCAAUGGAA